UGAUCAUUGGUUAAGGAUGUCAUUUGGAUUCAUGGAUAAUCCACCAAUCCACUUGAUCCAAUCCAUGAAUCCACCAAUCCAUUAGAUCCAAUCCAUUUGAUCCAUGGAUCCACCAAUCCAAUCCACUAAUCCACCAAUUCAAUCCAUUUGCCACCUCUAUUUCGAGGCCAAAACCGCCAAGUCCUCCAAGUACCAGAAUCCGCGCUUCGUUUGAACUUGAAAUUUUCACCUGGGCCCACAUUUUGACGUUUCCCAGAAAAGGCAAGAAUGAAGCGCCGCGUGUCCCUCCUAACCUAACGGCUAUCUCUACAACGCCAUCCCCCACUCUUCUGGUAAGACAGACGCCCGGUAUUUCUCUUUUCAAAAAUCAUCUCUCCCGAUCAAAAGCCUACAGUCCCCAAAUUUCACUCUCAACUUCAAUUCCAAACAGAUCGAAAAGCAACUGGCUCAAAGUUCCUUUCUCCAGAUUCACGGAAGCAACUGAAUCGGAAUCACAGCCUUUCUUGCUACUGAAGUGGAAAGGGAGCGCGCGAGUUCUUCUGAUCGCUUCGCCUGGAUACCCAUCGCAACUGUAAGUAUGAACUAUGCACCAGAAUUUGAAUUCGGAACUCAGAUGGGCAAUUGUCAGUUGAAAUGGAUGAUCGUAACCUGAUCGAAGCUCUUGUCUCGUUUGCCAAUUUUAUUUUCCCUCUCGGUUUAGGUUUUGGACUUUGGGGGAGUUGGAAGAGGGAGCAAGCGAGAAAAAAAGACGAUGUCGAUGUCGCUCACGCCUGAUCACUUCAGGAAGUCAGGGUUCGGACUCGUACCGUCUCCAGCUCCGUUCCUCACGCCUCGCCCGGAGAGACGCCGGCCGGAAUCCAGGAGUUCCGACCUCAGCUCCAACCGUCAGGACCGAGAUAAAGAGGUUAACGUCCAGGUCCUUCUUAGAUGCAGGCCGCUAAGUGAUGAAGAGCAAAGAGCGAAUGUGCCCAGAGUGAUCUCUUGCAAUGAGAACAGACGAGAAGUCACUGUUCUGCAAAGUGUUGCUAACAAGCAAGUGGAUAGGGUUUUUUCGUUUGACAAGGUUUUUGGGCCUAAAGCGCAGCAGAGAUCGAUUUAUGACCAAGCGAUUGCGCCCAUAGUGAAUGAAGUUCUUGAUGGUUUCAACUGUACUGUAUUUGCCUAUGGCCAGACGGGGACAGGCAAAACGUAUACAAUGGAGGGUGGAAUGAGAAAUAAGGGUGGGGAUUUGCCUGCUGAGGCUGGUGUUAUCCCAAGAGCUGUUCGCCAAAUAUUCGACAUUCUGGAGGCCCAAAAUGCAGAUUACAGCAUGAAAGUGACGUUCCUGGAGCUGUACAAUGAAGAAAUAACUGAUUUGCUGGCUUCAGAAGACAAUUCGAGAUCCAUUGAUGAUAGGCAAAAGAGACCAGUUUCAUUGAUGGAAGAUGGAAAGGGUUGUGUUGUUUUAAGAGGGCUUGAAGAAGAAGUAGUGUACAGUGCAAAUGAUAUAUACACACUCUUAGAACGAGGAGCAGCUAGAAGGCGUACAGCAGACACUUUUUUGAACAAGCACAGCAGUCGGUCCCACUCUGUCUUUUCUAUUACUGUCCACAUAAAAGAAGCAAAUAUUGGGGAAGAAGAACUCAUCAAAUGUGGCAAGCUUAAUCUGGUUGAUUUGGCUGGAUCGGAAAACAUCUCGCGUUCUGGGGCGAGAGAGGGUCGUGCUAGAGAAGCAGGGGAAAUAAACAAGAGUUUACUUACUCUAGGCCGUGUUAUAAAUGCAUUGGUAGAACAUUCGGCUCAUAUACCUUAUAGAGAUAGCAAGUUGACGAGACUACUAAGAGAUUCCUUGGGAGGAAAAACCAAAACUUGCAUCAUUGCAACAAUCUCUCCAUCUGGCCAUUCCCUGGAGGAAACUUUGAGUACUCUUGAUUAUGCGUAUCGUGCUAAAAACAUAAAAAACAAGCCCGAGGCAAACCAGAAAAUAUCCAAGACUGUUUUGCUCAAAGAUCUGUUUUUAGAGAUUGAUCGAAUGAAAGAAGAUGUUCGAGCAGCCAGGGAAAGAAAUGGUGUGUAUGUUCCACAUGAUAGAUUUGCCCAGGAAGAAGCAGAAAAGAAGGCCAGGGCUCAGAAGAUAGAACAAUUGGAGAUCGAGUUGAACCUCAAUGAGAAGGAACUUGAUAGGUUCCGUGAGCUCUAUAUGUCUGAGCAAGAAGAAAAACUUGAAGUGACAAGUGAGCUCAAGGAUUGCAAGGUGAAUCUAGAGAAGAGUAACAAGGACCUGUUAGAUCUUCAAGAACAAUAUAGAGUCGCAAUCUCGACAUUAAAGGAAAAAGAGUUUAUCAUCUCUAAGCUUCUGUAUUCAGAAAAUUCUUUAGUUCAAAGGGCAAAGGAGUUGCGGAAUGGCUUGCAAUCUGCUUCAGAAGAUAUUACUUCACUAUUCACAACAUUAGAUCAGAAGGAUCAGAUGGAAACAGACAACCAGAGAAUGGUUUUGAGAUUUGGUUCUCAACUAGACCAGAGUUUGAAAGACCUGCACAGAACCAUUCUAGGGUCAGUCUCUCAACAACAGCAUCAAAUGAGAUGCAUGGAAGAGCAUGUCCAGUCGUUCCUUGCCAGCAAAUGUGAUGCAACCAAGGCUUUGGAAUCACGGAUAAGGAAAAUGGCAGAUGCAUAUUCGUCAGGGAUUGAAUCCUUGAAGGAGUUUGCUAAUGCUAUGAAGGAGAACUCUUCUUCUGACCUGGAGCAGUUAAACGCCACAAUCUCAUCUCAAGUGUCUGCUAUUGAACAGUUGUUGGUGGUCACUGUAUCAGAGGCCCAAGGUAGUAUUGAGGAUAUUCAGAACUCUCUACGUGAACAAGAACAUAUCUUAUAUAUCUCCACUCAACAACAAGAGAAGGGACUAGAAAGAAGCUUGAGACACACUCAAGUGAUAUCAAAAGCAACAAUGGACUUUUUCGAUGACAUCAACGUUCAGGCGUCUAAAGUUAUGAAUGUUCUUGAAGAAAGCCAAACCAAACAAUCUGAUUGGUUAAACAAUUUCCAGCAGACUUUUCAAGAACAGACAGCGAGAGAGGAGAAACAAGCUCUGGAAGAUAUUACAAAAAUACUAGGCAACAUGACUUCUAGAAGAACAGCUCAUGUCAUGGAGGCAUCCAGGAGCAUGCAAGGUAUGAGAACAGAUGAAAAUAAGAGAAUGCAACAAGAGAUGAGCUACAUUCAUCAGGCCUCAUUAGAUGCUAAUAAGGAGUUGAGGAGACAUGCGGAGGAAGUGAAGAGAAACUUCAUGGAUGACUCAUUUUCAGUGGCCGAGUCAAGGGUAGUCAUGGAAACUGUCCUCCAAGAAUGUUCGGAUAAGGUGAACCGGUCUAAGGAGCAGUUGGAAAAUGCGCAAUCAAAAGUAAGCAAUCUCAAUCGAAGCAGUGCUCUGGGAGUAGAAGCUGCUGUGAGAGAAAAAAUCAGCAUCAACAAUGUUGCACAGCAGCAAUUUCUGUCAGCAUCCUCAGCUGUUGACGAAGAAUUUUGUGGCAGGACAGUUGAUGUUAUGGCAGCAGUCGAAGAUUCCCUGACGAGAGAUCAGGAGAGUAAGAAGGAGAUGGAUGCCAUGGCAACGUUGUGCAUGAAUCAGCUGAAGACCAUACAAGAGGAGCACGGUGAAAGCAUAGCAAGCAUCAGGAGCAAAGCAGACAAGUGCCUGACCCAGGAUUAUGAGAUCGACGAGGACACAAGCUCGAGGCCUGAAAGGAGGGUCAUAUCUGUGCCUAGCAUGUCCUCCAUUGAGAAGAUGAGAAUGUCGUUCUCAGCGGCCGCAAAUGGAAGUGUGGAAGAAGAGGGAGAGAAUGUGGGGCACAGAUUGUCUUCGCCGUCAAAAUGGAGUCAUCAUCAGCAGCAUCAGAUGACUGAGAGCAAGAACCCGCAACUGGUUCAUAGUAGUAGAGCUCCUCUUGGUGAUGUCAACUGAGAAGGGGAAGAAAGGUAAAGGGCAGCUGGCAAGAUGUAGAAUUACUUGCUGAGUAUCCCUCACUUCUUGAUGUAUGCCUCGCUUAGCUCAUCAACUGAUGAGCUCCGUGAAGAAGCAGGCUUUAGAUAUAUAUAUAUAGCUGAAUGACUUGUACUUGAAAUUAUUAAUCGCAUUAUUAGUGUUCCCAUGGAUAAAAGGAAGCUUCUACAUGAUUUCUGAGCAAGGCAUGCAGGGGAGAAGUUAAGUUACUCAUCUGCUCUUCGCGGACGAGACUCUGAUAUUCUGUGAUGCUUCUUGCGAUCAAGUGGUAAAUGCCUUGAUUAAUGAUUAUUUUUGUGUGCUUUUAGAUUAACUUAGAUAAAUCAACCAUGUCCACUGUGGGAGACAUCCCUAAGCCUAGGUUUUAUGCUGAUGUGAUAGCAAAAGCACUCAAGCUCGACACUUUUGAGUUGUUUAGAGGCAGAGUAGGAGUUGUCGAGACAAGUGAACGUGUUUUUGCAGAUUGAAGUUUGAACCGAAGCUGAGUUAACUGACUUCUGUUCAAGGAGAGAAUUUGCUUGCCAGGUUCGAACCCGGAUCGUCUGGAAGGUAGCGGGAAAGACAAGAUUCAAAUAAGGCUGUUGUGGCCAAGUUGUGUCAAUUUUGUUAUCUGUGUUUUUGUUCAUUGGUUAUGUAUUGUGUCAAAUCAGUUCAUUUCGAGUUUUCAAGGGUUGUUGGAAUUUGGAAGUCAAGUCUAUUGGUUUGUUAACUUGAUUAGCUGAUUUAUGCUAGCUAGAAUCAAUAAUUAGGAGGUUAGUGGGUUAGUGGAGCUCUGCAGCCUACUGCUAAGCUAGGAAAUUAGUAGAAGAAAAGUGUUUGGUUUUGACCUUUGACCAAUAAAAUUCCACUAACUGUUUGUUUUUCUUUUCUGACUUUUCAUUAGUCAAGCUAACUAUAUUAAAUUCCACCAAAAAUAGAUGGAUUUGGAAAACACAACUUGGGGUGAUGAUAUUUUGGCGUCAGUUAGUAUUUAUAUAUUUUUACCCAUAUUAUCCUCGUUAUGUAUUCGCUCAAUAUUCUCACAAUGCUGCGUAUUUCUCGUUCAAUUACGAAUGUGAUUUGAUAUGUAAAGCUAACUAUAUUAAUUUGUAGAUGCACUUGGGAGGUAAUUAACCUUAUUGUUAAUAAACUAAAAAAACACCUAAUCAUGGACAUCAAAAUUGAAUACAUCAAUAGUAUGAAAAUCAAGUGGCAAUGUGUGCACCAAAAAUAGAUGGAUUUGGAAAACACAACUUGGGGUGAUGAUAUUUUGGCGUCAGUUAGUAUUUAUAUAUUUUUACCCAUAUUAUCCUCGUUAUGUAUUCGCUCAAUAUUCUCACAAUGCUGCGUAUUUCUCGUUCAAUUACCCAAUAAAGUAACCAGUCAGAAAUUAUCCAAUGAAGUUUUCUAGAGUCUUCUCCUACAAAACCCAUUUAAUUAACCACAAAGAAAUGAUAGAAGAUGGUAAAGGUGUAUGUUAGGAUUUGAGAGGUUCCGAUUUUAAUCUUGGCAGUCGUCGAUUUCCCAUUACCGUUUUGGUAGCCAUGACAUAACUAUGUGCUCAUCUUCUUGUAAGUUCAUCCAGUAUUCACAUCCUUGACAAAUUUUACUAAUAUCAAGACACUCAUGUAUUAGAAUUCUAAAUAGUUUAUGCACCACCACCCUUUAUGUCACGCGCACGAACCAGGGCAAUCGACAAUAACAAGAAAGACAUCGAUCAACAAAAAAGCAAAGAAAAUAAAGAUUUUCGU
Messenger RNA from Linum trigynum, 5709 nucleotides. The record is from the annotation of a GenBank genome assembly. Lineage: Eukaryota; Viridiplantae; Streptophyta; Magnoliopsida; Malpighiales; Linaceae.